Lycium ferocissimum is the source of this 2745-nucleotide messenger RNA. RefSeq names its product potassium transporter 6-like. The record is from RefSeq and is a predicted model, not a curated record. Gene Ontology annotation, biological process: potassium ion transmembrane transport. The transcript is spliced from 8 exons. NCBI's taxonomy places the organism in Eukaryota, Viridiplantae, Streptophyta, Magnoliopsida, Solanales, Solanaceae. Bases 356 to 2644 code for a protein of 762 amino acids. Gene Ontology annotation, molecular function: potassium ion transmembrane transporter activity. Gene Ontology annotation, cellular component: membrane.
CAACUAUAGAACUAUAUAUAUCACUUUCUUGUUUCUUUGGUUUCUUUCAGAAAAUAUUAUUUUUGUCUUACGAGAAUAGUACAAUUUUCUUUUUACAUCAAUUUCUGUGCGGCUUUUCGUGUUUGUGCACAUUCUAAAGAGUUGUCCAACUGUCUUUUUUUGCAUAUUUGUGCCAAAGUGGAUUACUACCAAUCAACCAUCACUUUCUAUGUAUGUUAUAUACAUCUUGUUAACUUUCUGAGAAGGUGUUACAAUAUUUGCUUCAAGUUUUAUUCUUGCAACGUAAAUGGGGUUUGGUUAAAAUUGGUGAUUUUGUUAUAGAAAUGGUAUCUUUACCAAUUUGAAAGGACCUGCCAUGGAUCUUGAAGCAAGCUUUUAUCAUAAUCGUGUAAAGAAAGAAUCUUGGAGGACAAUCUUGACAUUGGCAUAUCAAAGUUUGGGAGUUGUUUAUGGGGAUUUAAGUACCUCACCACUCUAUGUGUUUAAGAGUACUUUUGCUGAAGACAUUUUACACUCAGAGACAAAUGAAGAAAUAUAUGGUGUCUUGUCAUUUGUAUUUUGGACGUUGACUUUGGUUCCUCUAUUGAAGUAUGUUUUCAUUGUGCUUAAAGCUGAUGAUAAUGGUGAAGGAGGUACAUUUGCUCUUUAUUCACUCCUAUGUAGACAUGCUAAAUUGAAUCCAUUGCCUAGUUUCCAAGUAGCAGAUGAUCAAGAAUUGUCAACCUACAAGAAGGAUAUAAGUACUUUUGGUGCAAAAGUUAAAUCAACUCUGGAGAGAUAUAGAGUAUUACAGAGAUUUCUGCUUUUAUUGGCUCUUAUUGGAGCUUGUAUGGUAAUAGGUGAUGGUAUUCUGACACCUGCUAUUUCAGUUUUCUCAGCAGUUUCUGGUGUUGAACUCUCUUUGGCGAAAGAACAUCACAAAUAUGUGGAAGUUCCAGUUGCUUGUAUUGUACUGAUAGCCUUGUUUGCCCUUCAACAUUAUGGCACCCACAGGGUUGGAUUUCUGUUUGCACCUGUUGUCGUGGCAUGGCUUCUGUGUAUCAGUGCUAUAGGUGUAUAUAAUAUACUACACUGGAACCCUCAUGUGUAUCGAGCACUGUCUCCUUAUUACAUGUACAAAUUCCUGAAGAAAACUCAAACAAGAGGCUGGAUGUCCUUGGGAGGAAUCCUUUUGUGCAUAACAGGUUCAGAAGCAAUGUUUGCUGAUCUUGGGCACUUCUCCCAGUUGUCAAUAAAGAUUGCUUUUACCUCCAUAAUUUAUCCGUCACUUAUUCUUGCAUACAUGGGGCAAGCUGCUUAUCUGUCGCGUCAUCAUGUUAUGGAGAGUGACUAUCAGAUUGGCUUCUAUGUUUCUGUACCUGAGAAAUUAAGAUGGCCGGUUCUGGUGAUUGCUGUACUGGCUGCAGUAGUUGGGAGCCAAGCCAUUAUCACUGGAACCUUUUCAAUUAUUAAGCAAUGCUCCGCUCUCGGAUGCUUCCCAAGAGUCAAAAUACUUCAUACAUCGUCAACAAUACAUGGUCAGAUUUACAUCCCGGAGAUAAACUGGACCUUAAUGCUACUAUGCCUGGCUGUUACUAUUGGUUUCAGAGACACCAAAAGGAUGGGAAAUGCUGCAGGUUUGGCAAUCAUAACUGUCAUGCUGGUUACCACUUGCUUGAUGUCACUGGUAAUUGUUUUGUGCUGGCACCAGAGUGUUCUCCUUGCAAUCUGCUUUGUGAUCUUUUUUGGGUCAAUUGAGGCUUUAUAUUUCUCUGCUUCUUUGAUUAAAUUUUUGGAAGGAGCAUGGGUGCCUAUUGCCAUGGCUUUUGUUUUCAUGAUAGUAAUGUGCAUUUGGCACUAUGGUUCACUGAAAAAAUAUGAAUUUGAUGUUCAUAAUAAGGUCUCAGUUGACUGGCUACUUCAACUAUGCCCUAGCCUAGGCAUUGUAAGGGUCCGUGGCAUUGGUGUCAUACACACUGACGUUGUGUCCGGAAUCCCAGCAAUCUUCUCACACUUUGUUACCAAUCUUCCAGCAUUCCACCAGGUCUUGGUUUUCGUUUGUGUCAAAUUUGUCCCUACUCCUCACAUUAGACACGAGGAACGGUUCCUUGUUGGAUAUGUUGGCCCUAGAGAGUGCCACGUCUAUAGGUGCAUUGUUAGAUAUGGUUAUCGCGAUGCUCACAAGGAUGAUUCCCAGUUUGAGGAUGAUCUUGUAUGUAGCAUAGCUGAGUUUAUACGGACGGGAAAUAAGGAUUUGGGGGACAUGACUGUUGUUGGAACCCCUUCAACUCAAGCAUCUACAGUUGAACUCCGUGAGGACGAUGAAGUGAAAAGUGACUCGGUUGGAACAUCGGAACUUAGAGAAAUACAUGCUUCACCGAUAACGAAGCCAAAAAAGAGGGUAAAGUUUGUCAUACCAGAAACUCCGAAGAUUGACAGAGGGGCCCACGAGGAGUUGCGGGUACUGAUGGAAGCUAGGGAAGCAGGAAUAGCUUACAUAUUGGGGCAUUACUAUGUGCAAGCUAAACAAGGAUCUAGCUUAUUCAGGAAAGUAAUUAUAAAUUAUGGUUAUGAGUUUCUUAGAAGGAAUAGUAGAGCAAUCACUUAUGCAUUAACUGUACCUCAUGCUUCUACUUUAGAGGUAGGAAUGGUCUACCAUAUAUGAUUUUGGGUAUAGAGGAGACAACCAAAUACUUUAAUGAAAUGUGUACAUAUAUGUUUGUAGUUUUCUGUAAGAAUACAAGAAAAGUGUUAAUGUUAUUAUGA